AGAGCUCACUGAUCGUGUCCUUCAUCAUGACCAUCAUUACCAGCAUCUCUCUGCUCCAGCUGGCCUCUCUGCUGCCACACCUGACCUUCACUGCUCAUGUGAAUGUGGGUAUAGUGAACGGCACAGUGGCCGAAGCCCACUCCAGACCUUACAUGGUUUCUAUUCAGAAGAACAGACAACAUAUCUGCGGUGGAUUCCUCAUUUCUGAUCAGUUUGUCUUGACUGCUGCACAUUGCCAUAUGAAAGAUGAAGAACUGACAGCUGUGGUUGGUGCACACAACCUAAAAAAUGAGAAUGAGGGUUCAGUCCGCAUCGGAGUUAAGUCCAACAUCAAGAAGCAUGACAUUAUGCUUUUGCAGCUACAGAAAAAAAUCACACGAAGCGAAAAUGUAAAUUGGAUAUUAUUACCAAAGAAACAAAACAAAGCAAAAAAAAAACAUAAAAAAAUCCCCAACAAAGAUCCUGAUUGUAGUGUUGCGGGCUGGGGAAGUCUGUACAUGAACGGUCCAGGGAGUGAUUGUCUAAUGGAGGCCAAAGUGAAUAUAUUGGAUCACGCAACAUGUAAAAACCAAUGGAGAAAAUUAUGCUCACAGAUGAUAUGUGCAUAUGGCCAUGGUGGAUCCUGUGAAGGGGAUUCAGGAGGUCCUUUGGUUUGUGGAGACACUGCAGUUGGUGUCACAUCUUUUGGUGACGCUAAAAACUGUAAUUCACUUAACUAUCCUAAUGUGUAUACUAAGAUUUCAUCAUAUCUCCAAUGGAUACAUAAAAACAUGAAACAAUUUUAAGUUACUUUAUUGAAAAUAAAAAAAGGAAAGGUUUUUCCUGAAUUCUUCCAAAAAUACAACUUUUAUCAUUA
This is a messenger RNA of Pimephales promelas (fathead minnow), 856 nucleotides long. Its product is annotated as chymotrypsin-C-like. Lineage: Eukaryota; Metazoa; Chordata; Actinopteri; Cypriniformes; Leuciscidae. Gene Ontology annotation, molecular function: serine-type endopeptidase activity. The record is from RefSeq and is a predicted model, not a curated record. Gene Ontology annotation, biological process: proteolysis.